Molecule: messenger RNA, 1115 nt
Organism: Triticum aestivum (bread wheat)
Lineage: Eukaryota; Viridiplantae; Streptophyta; Magnoliopsida; Poales; Poaceae
Product: peroxidase 1-like
Exons: 3
Coding region: 1-939 (312 amino acids)
Biological process (GO): response to oxidative stress; hydrogen peroxide catabolic process
Molecular function (GO): heme binding; peroxidase activity
Source: RefSeq, a predicted model, not a curated record
AUGGCCGCCUCUGCCUCUUGCAUUUCUCUGGUGGUGCUGCUCGUGGCUCUGGCCACGGCGGCGUCAGGCCAGCUAUCGCCAACGUUCUAUGACACGUCGUGCCCCAGGGCACUGGCCACCAUCAAGAGCGGUGUGGCGGCCGCCGUAAGCAGCGACCCCCGCAUGGGCGCGUCCCUGCUCCGGCUGCACUUCCACGACUGCUUCGUCCAAGGCUGCGACGCGUCUGUUCUGCUGUCUGGCAUGGAACAAAACGCGGGUCCGAACUUUAUGUCGCUGCGAGGCUUCGGCGUCAUCGAUAGCAUCAAGGCUCAGCUCGAGGGUAUAUGCAGCCAGACAGUCUCCUGCGCCGACAUCCUCACUGUCGCGGCCCGUGACACCAUCCUGGGGGGGGGGGCGUCAUGGACAGUCCCUCUGGGGAGAAGGGAUUCCGUAGAUGCAAACGAGGCGGUGGCAAACAUGGACCUCCCAAGCUUUACAUCAAGCCGGUCAGAUCUUGAGACGGCAUUCCUCAACAAGGGGCUCAACACGGUCGACAUGGUGGCCCUCUCGGGCGCGCACACGAUUGGUCAGGCACAGUGUGGGACCUUUAAGGACAGGAUCUACAACGAGACUAACAUCGACACGGCCUUCGCCACAUCUCUCCGGGCCAACUGCCCCAGGUCAAACGGCGACGGCAGCCUGGCGAACCUGGACACGACGACAGCCAACACAUUCGAUAACGCCUACUACACCAACCUCAUGUCACAGAAGGGGCUCCUGCACUCGGACCAGGUGCUAUUCAACAACAACACCACUGACAACACUGUCCGGAACUUCGCGUCGAACCCGGCGGCGUUCAGCAGCGCCUUCACGACCGCCAUGAUCAAGAUGGGCAACAUCGCGCCGAAGACAGGGACGCAGGGGCAGAUCAGGCUGAGCUGCUCCAGGGUGAACUCGUGAUUAGAGCUACUACCUACUAGUCGGCAGCGCUUGCCAGCACGACACGUGAUGGAAUAAGGCCACAGAGAACCAGUGGCCAAUAUAAAUACCAGCUCUUUGAAAACUUGUAUUUUAUGUACGAGCAGCAGCAAAUCAUGCAUGCAUCUACAUAUAUAUGUAACGAUCACAUUUUCACU